Cylicostephanus goldi is the source of this 702-nucleotide messenger RNA. The record is from the annotation of a GenBank genome assembly. NCBI's taxonomy places the organism in Eukaryota, Metazoa, Nematoda, Chromadorea, Rhabditida, Strongylidae.
AUGCAGUGCUGGGUGCCCAACCAGUGGACGGGUACCUGGGAAGUGUUUGCCGAAUCAUACUGCUUUGUUGAGAAUACAUAUUUUGUGCCGAUGAAUCAAAGUAAUCUACCAGCAGCGCAUACAAGAGAAGGAAGAGAAAUGAUAUACUAUCAGUGGGUCCCAUUCAUACUGUCCCUUAUGGCCUUUUGUUUUUACAUCCCACGUGGAGUUUGGAAAAUUUUCUCGCCGUAUAGUGGCCUUGCUUUGGCAGAUCUCAUGACAGCUGCGCGGAAAUCAGCAAAGACAGGAGCAGAGGAUAAGCUUAUUCCAUGCGUAGCCACUACUCUGCAAAAAGCUCCUACCUCUAAAGUUCUCCACUAUGGAUCGAGUCUCUUCAAUCUUUACAUCAUCGUGAAGAUAUUGAUAUUUGCCAAUUUAUUGUUGCAAUUCUUCUUCCUUAAUCACUUUCUUGGUACGGAAUACACAUUUUGGGGAGCUGGCAUUCUCAAUGACAUGCUGCAUGGAAGGCAGUGGCAACAAAGUGGGCAUUUUCCAAGGGUUGCUUUCUGCGAUCUAACUGUCAGGGAAAUGGGAAAUAUAAACAACUGGACUGUUCAGUGCGUGCUGAUGGUGAGUGUGUAUAGUUCUCGCAGACAGCGUGCAAUCCGCGUACUGCGUCGCAAAGCGGUUGAGAAACCUUUUAGUGGCGAAGAGACAACAUAA